Sipha flava (yellow sugarcane aphid) is the source of this 1008-nucleotide messenger RNA. RefSeq lists its product as uncharacterized. The record is from RefSeq and is a predicted model, not a curated record. Gene Ontology annotation, cellular component: membrane. Lineage: Eukaryota; Metazoa; Arthropoda; Insecta; Hemiptera; Aphididae. The coding region runs from base 150 to 482 and encodes 110 amino acids. The transcript is spliced from 2 exons.
UCAAUUAUGAAAGUAGAUUUCUAAUAAAAGAUCAUGUGAUUUUAAAAUCUUAAUUAAUUUUUGUAAUUCAUAAAUUGUGUUUUACGUAUGUAAUUAAUUAAUUUAAUAUUUAUAAUUUAACACUGUUGUAUAGUUUUUAAAAAUGUAAAAUGGUUUUGGAAUCUUGUUCUGUGAAGAGAUUAUUAUUGUUUAUAAUAUUCAUUGGAGGGAUUACUCUACUGAUUUUUUUAAGAAUUACAUCUUCAAGUGCAUUAUCUAUUCUUAAUGCUACUGUUGCAACAGAAUUAUCUGAAGGCAUAAAAGAUCAUAAAAACUCUUCUAAUAAAUGUUGGUUACGAGAAGAAAAUACUAUUAUCAAAGAGUGCCAUUUAUGUUCUAAUAGACCAGAGUGCAUAAAUACAAGUUUUAUUGAAACAGUUAAAUGUAAAAUUUCUGGACUAGUAUAUAGAAAGUAUGUAUUACACAUGAAAAUGACCAGUUAAAAUAGGUUUGCCAUAUGUCUUGGUUUGGCCGGCAUUAUGAGUAUGGCGUCCCAGUGUUCAGAUGAUUUUUUUUCGGGACAGCCACUUGUUCAGGAAUAAAACUUCAAUAAUGUAUUUAUUUUAUUGAACUCUAGGUUGAAAAAUCAUAAUACUAUUCUCAUGACAAAACAAAAAAUUAGUAAAGUUAGUUUAGUCAAUAUAAUUGAUUGAUGAGAAUUCAUCAUUUUUUAUUAUUUUCUCGACUAUGUGACAAUUAUAUUUGUCAGAGACUUUUUUCAUAUUUCCAUUCUCUCAAGAUAUGAGUCUUAGAAAUCGCUAAACAAAUCAACCAUAAUUUAAUAUGUUGUCAGUUGUAGUGAACUAAUCAAUGUAGCUUAGAAUAAUCAUACUGUAGUUAGUGUUUAUUUCAGAUAUUCUAUUGUGAGGAAAAGGGUGGGCAUGUGGUACGCCAUAGAAGUAAAUAAUUAAUAAAUAAUUAUGUUUUUAUAAUAAUUUUACCUGUAUAAUCAAAAAAUCAUUAAAAAGU